Molecule: messenger RNA, 552 nt
Organism: Bipolaris zeicola 26-R-13
Lineage: Eukaryota; Fungi; Ascomycota; Dothideomycetes; Pleosporales; Pleosporaceae
Exons: 3
Coding region: 1-552 (183 amino acids)
Source: RefSeq, a predicted model, not a curated record
AUGCCAGCAUGUAUUCUUGUGGACACGAGAAGAUCGGUAGGAUCAUCUCAGAUAGAGCGCAAGGACUACCUACGCUGCCGUACUACAUACGGUCUCCUCUCCACAACAUACAAGCGCAUCAACCACUCGAACAACCCCAAGAAAGAAUACCAAGAACUGCAAGGCGUCGCGAAAGACCUGCGUCACCGCCUAACCAACCUCGACCCUUCUAGAGGUCUUCCGCGUAAAUUCCAAGCUCCCCUCGAUGAGCUCGAAGCAGGAAUCGACAUUACGCUCAACUCAGGCGUGACGAUCGACUUUGUGAUAAGUGGGCUGCGAGAUAUGUUGGAGGAGACGAAUGAUGCGCCUGUGCUCAAACGCGAACCAGUCAAGAUGGUGGAUGAGGCGCGGCUGAAGAAGACCAGCGAGGAACUGGCGGCUGAGCGGGAAAAGAAUCGCAAGCUCAACGAGGAGAAAAAUCGGUUGGUCUUGGAGCUCAGGAAAUAUCGGGUUCGCGAACGGUCCGGGGCUGGUGUGCCGCCGCUAAGGAAGUGGAAUGGGGAAUUAGAGUAG